UCCGGAAGCUGCUACACCUGAGCUGCGCGGGUCCGCUCACUGGCCUUAGGAAUAGGCGGGUCUCUUCUCUGCGCGGGUCGCGUUCGCCAUCAUGAGUAGCGAGUUUCUGGCGGAGCUGCACUGGGAGGAUGGGUUCGCCAUCCCCGUGGCGAACGAGGAGAACAAGAUUCUGGAAGAUCAGUUGUCAAAGCUGCAGGAUGAAAAGUCAAGCUUGCAAGAUCAGCUACGUGACUAUGAAGAUCGAAUUAAUGCUAUAACUUCUCACUUAAAAAAUGUUAGACAAGAGUUCUCAUUUACACAGGCUCUUUGCAAAGCCAGGGAUCAUGAGAUUGAAAGUGAAGAACAUUUGAAGAUCAUUGCUGAAAGAGAAUUGGGUCGAGUGAGGAAUGAAAUCCAACGACUGGAAAAUGAAAUAGCUUCAAUACGGGAAAAGAAAAGUGAUAAGGAAAAUAACAUAUUUAAAUUUACUCAAAAACUGGAUGGUUUGAAAUGCCAAAUGAACUGGGACCAGCAGGCCCUGGAGGCCUGGCUAGAAGAAUCCGCUCACAGGGAUAGCGAUGCCCUCACUCUCGAGAAGUACGCGCGGCGGGAUGAUGACAAAAUUAGGGCACUGACCCUGCAAUUAGAAAGACUGACUCUGGAAAGUAAUCAGAAAAGAAAGGUACUUGACAACGAACUUACAGAGACUCUAAGUGCGCAGUUAGAAUUGGAUAAAGCAGCACAAGAUUUUCGUAGGAUUCAUACUGAAAGACAAGAACUUAUUAAACAGUGGGAGAGCACAAUAGAACAGAUGCAGAAGAGAGAUCGAGACAUUGACAACUGUGCCUUGGCAUUAGCAAAGAUAAAGCAGGAAGUAAGAGAAAAAGAAAGUGUGGUGAAGGAAAAGAUCAAGUUCCUGGAAAAUGAGAUUGGAAAUAACAUAGAGUACGAGAAAAGAAUUUCUGUUGCUGAUCGUAAAGCUUUAAAAUGCAGAAUGGAGUAUCAGCAGCAUGAAGUUAAUAGGAACCAGCUGAAGGAUGAGCUGGAUUCUUUAAAAGCCACCGUGAAUAGAAGUUCCAGUGAUGUGGAAGCUCUGAGGAAAAAUAUUUCCAAAGUAAAGAUAGAUAUUCAUGAUGAAACAAUAAGGUUGCACAGAAUCAAAAACUGUAAUGAGAUUGCCAGAAACAAACUAUCGCAGAUAACGGAGAAAACGAUGUCAGCGGAGGAGAAAGCGACGAACCUGGAAGACCUGCUGAAGGAAGAGGACAGGAACGUGAAGGAAGUGGAAAUUCAAUUGAACAUAUUGAAAGGUGUGCUAUUUAAGAAAGUUAAUGAGUUACAGACUGAGACAAUGAAAGAAAAAGCUGUUGUAUCAGAAAUCGAAGGAACCCGUUCCUCUCUAAAGCACCUCAACCAACAGUUACAUAAACUGGAUUUUGAAACCUUGAAGCAGCAAGAAAUUAUGUACAGUCAGGAUUUUCACAUUCAACAAGUGGAACGCCGAAUGUCACGGUUAAAGGGAGAAAUUAAUUCAGAAGAAAAACAGGCUCUCGAAACAAAAGUUAUUGAACUUAAAAAGACGUUGGAAGAGAAAAAAACUACAUUUGGCAUUUUGGAAGCACAGAUCAAGAAGCUUCAUAAUGAUCUUUACUUUAUCAAGAAGGCUAACAGUAAAAAUUAUGAUGAAAAACAGGCUCUCACGGCCAAAAUAAAUGAACUAAACCUUUUCAAUGACAGAUCAGAGAAAGAACUUAAUAAAGCUCAAGCUUUUAAACAGAGUUUGAUGAUAGAAGACAAUCUCUUAAAACUUGAAGUUAAACGUACUCGUGAAAUGCUUCACAGUAAAGCAGAAGAAGUUCUUUCUCUGGAAAAAAGGAAACAGCAAUUACAGACAGCUAUGGAAGAACGAAAUGAAGAAAUUAAGGUUCACAAAACAAUGCUUGCAUCACAAAUAAGAUAUAUUGAUCAGGAACGGCAAAACAUAAGUGCUGACUUUCAUGAGCGGCUAAGUAAAAUCGAUAAGCUGAAGAGCAGAUAUGAAAUCCUCACGGUUGUCAUGUUGCCUCCUGAGGGAGAAGAGGAGAUGACACAGGCCUACUAUGUGAUCAAGGCUGCUCAAGAGAAAGAAGAACUUCAAAGGGAAGGUGACAGUUUGGAUGCUAAGAUCAAUAAAGCUGAAAAAGAAAUCUAUGCUCUAGAAAACACCUUGCAAGUGCUGAGCAGCUGCAACAACAAUUACCAAAAAUCUUUUCAAAAAGUCACUCCAUCUAGUCAUGAGUAUGAACUAAAAAUCCAACUAGAAGAACAGAAAAGAGCUGCUGAUGAAAAAUACAGAUACAAACAAAGACAAAUCAGAGAGCUACAGGAAGAUAUCCAGAGCAUGGAAAAUACUUUAACAGUUAUAGAACAUUUAACAAAUAACGUCAAAGAAAAAUUAUUAGAGAAGGAGGCUCGUUCACUUCAACUAAGUAGAGAAAUUGAGGACCAGAAGCCAAAAUUAGAGAGAGUAACUAAACAGUGUGCAAAACUCACCAAGGAAAUCCGUCUUUUAAAAGAAACAAAAGACGAAACACUAGAAGAAGACGACAUCAAGCUCCGUGAAUUGAAAGAGUUUCACAAGAGCAUCGAUGGAAUGUUAGUCGAUGUCACAGGACAUGCUGAGCUCCAUGCUAUCCUUCAAACAUACUUUCAACAGAAAGGUUUGGAGCUGCCUGCAGCUCGCACUAAAGGGAGUGGUCAGAGCUCUCGAUCUCCGUCGCAGACUUCACUGUUAUCACUGAGGUCAUCUAGUUGUACAAGUACUUCUGCUUCUCAGACUUCGAUUAAAGUGUUAGAGCUAACCUUCCCAGCCUCUUCUUCGCCAACCAACAGCACUGUUAGGCCAGCCAGUGCUAGCAGUAGUUCCAGUAGUAAAAGCAAAAAGAGCAGCACGUAAACAUUUUAAUCUCUUUUGAACACAUUAUAAACACAAAAAAACAAAAAUUUCACUUUUAAAAUAGUCAGUUCCACUCUAUGCUUUUGGGUGCUGUAUGAUCAUAUAGAGUUCUACUGAAAUAGUUAGAAAAUGAAAUGACCAGACAAGUUUUAUCCAGUGGAAAAUGUAAAAACUGGUAGUUAAAAGUCAGGCCAACAAAAUGUUUAAUUUUCUUACCCUUUUUCCUAUUAUCUUCUUCACAUAGAAGGAAAGCAGUAAUACCUGAUUUUAAGGUUACAUUACAUAAGCAUAGGGAAAAUGUUUUUCACUGUUAUUUUUAUGUCUUUUAUAAUAGAAAAUAGUUCAUUUCUUUAUUAUUUCAUGCUAGCCAUGCAACUACACUCAGAAGAAAUUUUUAAAGAUUCAUAAAGAGUUGAUAACACUACUGAAAUUCUCAUUUACCCUAUAAGAUCCUGAAAUUAAGUUUUCUUUAUCCAAAGAAAUAUACUUCCCAGACUUUUGGGGGAGAAAUCUGUUAGUUUCUUUGGUAUAAAUAAAAAAAAUUUAACCAAAAAAUAGCAUUACCCUCAUCCCUCCACUGAGAAAACAAUUGAUGGGAAACAAUGUACAAUAAAAAUGCAGCUCCAAUUUUUAGGAAUCACUUUAACUCUCAUCUUGAAAAGAAGUCAAACACAUGAAAGAUUUGCUCUCAAGAUAGACAACCAAGCAUAAAGAAUAAGAAUGUAUUUUCAAUAUUUUCUUGAUUUAAUAAACAAUAUAAAGAAAACUGGGUGUGAUUUGAUUUGUUAUAGGAAUGCUAAAAUUUAGAGAAGAUAGACCACCAGAUAUGUAAUUAGUUACUCCAGUUAACAUUUCCUUAUAACAUGUCCCCAACACUUUGAAUUCCUGUAGUACUGUGGAGUAUGAACACAAUGUUAUUAGUUUUCAAAUAAAUGUAUUAGAAUCUAA
Miniopterus natalensis is the source of this 3862-nucleotide messenger RNA. It is a transcript of the gene CCDC39, whose product is annotated as coiled-coil domain 39 molecular ruler complex subunit. Lineage: Eukaryota; Metazoa; Chordata; Mammalia; Chiroptera; Miniopteridae. The record is from RefSeq and is a predicted model, not a curated record. Gene Ontology annotation, cellular component: axoneme. Gene Ontology annotation, biological process: inner dynein arm assembly; cilium-dependent cell motility; epithelial cilium movement involved in determination of left/right asymmetry.